Molecule: messenger RNA, 967 nt
Organism: Spinacia oleracea (spinach)
Lineage: Eukaryota; Viridiplantae; Streptophyta; Magnoliopsida; Caryophyllales; Amaranthaceae
Product: LRR receptor kinase BAK1-like
Exons: 1
Coding region: 157-453 (98 amino acids)
Molecular function (GO): protein binding
Source: RefSeq, a predicted model, not a curated record
AAUUCUGUUAGAAGGGAAAUGAUCCAGUGUGAGCAGCUCUAGCAGUGCAUGGACGUGCCUGCAGCAUGUGCAUGGUCAUGGUCUGCAUCUGUAUAACCAACAAUAUCUACCUUGAUUUUGUCGAAUAAUCCAUUGGGAGGAAGGAUACCGGAGUCUAUGGGGAACUUGACCCGGUUGGAAGUUUUGGAAAUGGUGGGUGACCGUUUAUCAGGGAAGAUUCCAGAAGGAAUUGGGAAUGCUCAUGAAUUGACUUCGAUUAAACUGUCGAAGAAUUACUUAAGUGGAAGAAUUCCAAAGAAGGUGUUGAAUUUGGAUAAGUUGGAAGUGUUUGAUGUCUCAAAGAAUAGACUAAGUGGAGAAAUUCCUAAACACAAGGCUAAUAUUCCUGCUUCUUCAUUUUUGUAUAAUCCUGGUAUUUGUGGUACUCCGCUCCCUCCUUGUAAGCAUUUGUAGUGAUUACUCAUUAUUGAAUCGAAAAGCUUUGUACUCCAACUUUGUAAUACGAGUGUCUGAGACUCACAUAUAUAAUAAUAGUGUAUAAUAGUACAAUUACUUACGAGUAUACAUUUAGUAUUCUCUAUGAAUUCUAUUGUGUUACACUUUUGAACUUACACCCUGUUCGGCAAAAUUAGCGGUAGCAGGUAGCGGUUAGCGGUUGAGUAGCGGGUAGCGGUUAAAGUAGCAAGUAGCGGUGAAUAGUAGCGGGUAACGGUUAGCUGUCAAAGUAGCGGUAACUAAUAUGAGUUUUCGGUAAAAGUAGCGGUUGAUAUUAUAAAAAUAAAAAUAAAAGCAAGAAUAUUAUUUAAAACUUUAUUAUAAAUUUGUCAAACGCUACCCGCUACCUUAAACGCUACUAAUUUUAACGUUUGACAAAAGCUACCCAACCGCUACCUCAACCGCUAACCACUACCUAAAUCGCUACUUUACCAAACACUUACAAAUUUUACAAGUAGCGUCUUGACUAGGU